Pseudovirgaria hyperparasitica is the source of this 1191-nucleotide messenger RNA. RefSeq lists its product as uncharacterized. Lineage: Eukaryota; Fungi; Ascomycota; Dothideomycetes; Acrospermales; Acrospermaceae. The transcript is spliced from 3 exons. The record is from RefSeq and is a predicted model, not a curated record. Bases 1 to 1191 code for a protein of 396 amino acids.
AUGUACAUAUUUCGAUCAACAGCACCUUCGCAGCCCGGCGCUUUCUUGCAGACUUCAAACGUGACGCGCCGUUGCCUAUCGACCUUGUCCUCCCGCAUCAGACUACCUGCAAGGCUAUCUGCGCGAUGUUAUAGCAGCGAGAAGCAGUCCAACUCGGACCGGAGGCUUACAGGUGGCACCACUACUCCGGCACCUUCUGAGGAAGCUCUGAAGUCAAAGGCUCCCUUCUACUUCGAAGCCGGGUACGCACUCUUUGCAAAGCGCCCGUCUCGACCUUUUCCUCCGCCCUUUCUAUCCUACCCCAGCGGCAGCUUUUCGGACCCGCUCAGCACGCACCACCGCAGCCGAGACCGGCGCUCAUACUACGAUGGCGAGAUGAUACGCGGUAUCACAAACGGAGACGACGCAGUGCUAGUGUCUGAUAAUUUCAUCUGUGCAAACGAUGGCGUCGGGGCUUGGGCGCACCGAGAAAAGGGGCAUGCAGCACUAUGGGCCCGCCUGAUACUUCACUUCUGGGCGCUGGAGGCAGAGAAAGAUCAGUAUGGGAGAGACGCAGAGCCGAACCCGGUGCGAUACCUGCAGGAGGCGUAUGAGAAUACAAAGAAGGCUACGAAUGAAUGGCAAGGCACGACUACCGCUUGUAGUGCGUUACUGGGCGCGGACAAGGACGAUCCUUCAAAGCCUAUAUUAUAUGUGACGCAGCUUGGGGACUCGCAGGUUCUGGUAAUCAGGCCAAAGGAUGGAAACACGUUGUUCAAGACGAAAGAGCAGUGGCACUGGUUCGAUUGCCCGCGUCAACUCGGCACGAAUAGCCCAGACACACCCACUGAGAUUGCGGUCAUGAAUCGCAUGGAGCUUGAAGAAGAUGAUGUUGUCAUUGCCAUGUCCGACGGCGUAGUGGACAACCUCUGGGAACAUGAGAUUGUCGACUUCGUGCUGGAAAGCCUGCGCAAGUGGAACAAUGGCGAGGUCGCGAAAGAGAGAGGAAAGGACCCUGGCGAAGAGAGCCACGCGCAAGGCAUGCAUUACGUUGCAGAAGAAUUGGUCAAAGAGGCCAGGAAGAUUGCCGAAGAUCCAUUUGCUGAGAGUCCGUACAUGGAGAAGGCUGUUGAGGAAGGUCUGUCUAUUGAAGGAGGCAAACUUGACGAUAUCAGUGUAGUCGCUGCGCAAUGCAAACGCAGGAAUGGAUGA